UACCCCAAACAGAUCAGAGUGGGCUGGCUCAGAGACGGACAGGAAGUCACCUCUGAUGUCACUUCCACUGAUGAGCUGGCAGACGGGGACUGGUACUACCAGGUCCACUCUCACCUGGAGUACACGCCCAGGUCUGGAGAGAAGAUCUCCUGUGUGGUGGAGCACGCCAGCCUGAAGGAACCUCUGGUGACUGACUGGGGUAAAUACCUGUCUGUCUGCUCACCUGUCUGUCUGCUCACC
Messenger RNA from Micropterus dolomieu (smallmouth bass), 240 nucleotides. Its product is annotated as H-2 class II histocompatibility antigen, A-S beta chain-like. The transcript has 2 exons. The annotation marks the transcript as partial. Gene Ontology annotation, molecular function: MHC class II protein complex binding. The record is from RefSeq and is a predicted model, not a curated record. Gene Ontology annotation, biological process: antigen processing and presentation of exogenous peptide antigen via MHC class II; peptide antigen assembly with MHC class II protein complex; immunoglobulin production involved in immunoglobulin-mediated immune response. Lineage: Eukaryota; Metazoa; Chordata; Actinopteri; Centrarchiformes; Centrarchidae. Gene Ontology annotation, cellular component: MHC class II protein complex.